AUCUCUUCUGUUCUGCUGAAGAACGCCUUCUUUCUUGCACGCUUACGCGAAACCUUAUACUGACAUGACUCAUUCUUACACAGCUUGGAUCACAAACAGCAACUGGUUCAUCUGCACCAAAUUUGACAGAAUCAGGUUAUCAAGUUGAAGCAAAAGGAGCUCCAGCAGGUGCAAAAACAAAUUACGAUUCAUCUGCUUUGGCAAAAGGACAUCAAGCAGGUCCUUCGGCGCCCGGAGUAACGGCAGCAGAAACUGCAUCUUCCAUACCUGCCCAUGUAACUACAGGAAAUCAAGAUCUUGGUGCUGGAACGCCUUUGCUUUCAACUGAUGCACAAAUGUAUACCAAAGAAGCAGAAAAGAUUGUGGAGGAAGAAAGGAUUGCAUCGGAGAAAAUGCCAAAUUAUCCUGGAUUAACUGAACGUUUCCAGCUGAUCUGCAAGAUGGGAGACGGUGCUUUCUCGAAUGUGUACAAAGCACGUGUACGUAAAACAGGUCAAAAGGUCGCCAUCAAAGUUGUACGAAAGUAUGAGAUGAAUAGCAGCUCAAACGAUGGUCGCUUGGACCCUCAAUUCAGAAAGAAGAAUCGUGUCACUGAACGAGCAAACAUCUUGAAGGAAGUUCAAAUCAUGCGCAAUUUGAAGCAUGAUGGUAUCGUGAAAUUGUUGGAAUUUUCUGAAUCAAGAGAUCAUUAUUACCUUGUUUUGGAAUUAUUAGAAGGUGGUGAAUUGUUCCAUCAAAUUGUCAAAUUGACAUACUUCAGCGAACCUUUGGCCAGACAUGUGAUUCUGCAAGUUGCAAACGGUAUACGACAUUUACAUGAAGAAUGUGGAAUCGUUCACAGAGAUAUCAAGCCAGAGAAUCUACUCUUCGAAAGAAUCAAGAUCAUCCCAUCCAAGAUUGAUAAAGCGAGACCUUAUGAUGAAGAAAAAGAGGAUGAAGGAGAAUACAUGCCCGGUAUUGGUGGUGGUGGUAUUGGUAAAGUCAAAAUUGCCGAUUUCGGAUUGAGCAAGAUUGUUUGGGAAGAAAGUACAAUGACACCUUGUGGUACGGUUGGUUAUACCGCCCCCGAAAUUGUCAAAGAUGAAAGAUACUCCAAAUCAGUUGAUAUGUGGGCACUGGGUUGUGUGCUAUAUACACUCUUGUGUGGUUUUCCACCUUUCUACGAUGAAAGUAUCUCUGUCUUGACCGAAAAAGUUGCAAAAGGAUACUAUACCUUCCUCAGUCCAUGGUGGGAUGACAUUUCUUCUUCGGCAAAAGAUUUGAUUACACAUUUGCUUUGUGUUGACACUUCUAAACGGUUCACGAUUGAUGAAUUCUUAGCACAUCCAUGGUGCAACGUCAAGGAUCCAAUUCCCGAUCUCAAUUCGGCAGAUAUUGCAUUGGCAAAAGCAAGUGAGAUGCCACUCGAUAGUCCUCUAUUACUAAGUAUGAAGAAGGGCAAUGGUGCCCGACAGGCAAUGAUGAGUCCAGGCAUUAAUCAAUUGAAGGAAGCAUUUGAUGUUACAUAUGCCGUUCAUCGUAUGGAAGAAGAAAGUGCGCAUAGACGAGGUGCUGGCGGUCAAGAGAAUUUGCGAGGAGUAGCAUUGAACGAAGAUGAUGAAGACGGAGAUGCAGAACAAAUUCAAUCUGCUGCAAGAAGACAUGGUGAAACAUUUUCACCUCCAAGAAGUGAAAGAGAAUAUCGUCAACAGCAACAACAGAGACAUCAACAUAACCCAUCCACUUCUUCUUCUAAUUCUUCAGCUGCUCAACAACAAGCCGCCGCUCAACAUUACCCUGGUCGUGGUGGCGCUGAUAGAAAGAUGGCAGAAGCCGCUCUUUAUGAUGGAAGAGCGGGCACCCGUGACCGUGGUUCUGCAGCUCGUAACAAGAAGCAAUUCGAAUUGAAUAUGGGCAAUGCUACCCUAUUAGGAAGAAGAAAUCGUGGAGGUGCUGGUGGCGUACCUGGCAGCAUUGGACAAAUGUUGGAUCAUGGAGCUUCACAUCCAACGAAUUUCGUUCCUGGUAGUCCAAUGCGCGUUGAUUAGAACUAGAAAGAAAACACACACCAUCACAUCCUCAUCUCCCUUAUUCAAAAGCUGUAGACUAUUUUAGUGAUUCAUUUUGUCCCAUACACGGAUCCUCAUAAUUUCUUA
Molecule: messenger RNA, 2135 nt
Organism: Meira miltonrushii
Lineage: Eukaryota; Fungi; Basidiomycota; Exobasidiomycetes; Exobasidiales; Brachybasidiaceae
Product: Pkinase-domain-containing protein
Exons: 1
Coding region: 336-2027 (563 amino acids)
Biological process (GO): protein phosphorylation; mitotic DNA damage checkpoint signaling
Cellular component (GO): nucleus
Molecular function (GO): protein serine/threonine kinase activity; ATP binding
Source: RefSeq, a predicted model, not a curated record